AAUAGUUAUAAAUGCAUGUACAAUUUUAAUUGAAUAGUAUCAAGGUAUAUCAACAAAGAUUAAAAAUGGCAGAUAUCACCACUAAAUGCAUAUCGUUAGCUCUGUACCAAUAUAUGUGUCAAAAUAUUGUGGGAUCAGAAGAUUAUGUAAGGACAAUAAGAAUGCUGAUAACUGUUCGGGACAAUUUAAUUACCAACGAUUCAAACGUCGUUAUUACCGGUGGAAGUUUUGGAGAGGGUCUUGAUCUACGCCGAGGAGACAUAGAUAUUGUACAAGCGCACAAAUGUAUCGAUGUUUCUGAAGAAAGAAAAUUCGCUUUUGACUUUCAUAAAACAUAUUUGAAAAUGGAAACUGAAACAAUACAUGCAGGCUAUACUAUGUUACAUCUUAUAUUUUCUCAAAAUAGCAACGAAUUUCAACUCUGUAAGGAGUUAAAUGGGAAGUAUUACUUUUCAAACGCAUUAUUUAAGCAAAAGUUUUUAGACAGUAAAAACAGGGUUAACAUUAUUCACGGACCUUGUCUUUCGACUGAACAGGGAGACUACGACUUUGCACACGCAUUGCAUAGUGAAUUUUGGAUAUCUGCUGCAGAAAACUGGAUAACAAGAUCGACAAACUUAUGGCCUAGUUAUGUGGUCAAGCAGAGUAUUGUAAAACAUGGUGUAUUGUUUGUACCAGUAGGUUAUAAUGGAUCACCAAGGGAAGAACUUCAAUGGAGGAUAUCCUUCAAUGUGGGCGAGAAACUAUUAAUUUAUACCUUUACACAUACACAACUGCUGUGCUAUUGUCUGAUGAAAAUUCUUCUGAAAGACGUAAUAAAUGAACACAUGGACGUAGAAUAUCAUGAAUUACUCUGCUCUUAUAUCCUUAAAACUGUUGUUUUCUGGAUCUCUGAGGAAAUGCAACCAUCCAUAUGGAAACCUACAAAUCUGAUACCUUGUUUUAUGGGAUGUUUUAAAAGAUUGAUUUAUUAUGUUGAAUUUUCAGUUUGUCCGCAUUACUUUAUACCACAAAACGAUUUAUUUGAGAAUAGGGUCAAAGGGCGUGCACGUGAGGUUUUGUUAAAUGCACUACGUUCAUUUUAUAGACAUGGAUGGCGAUGUUUCAAAUUUUCAAAAAAUAUAUUUUGUUUGCAAGUCCGAAGAUUUUACACUGAACCUUGUAUCAAAUAUUUAGAAAGAAUAAAAUUAAAUUUUUCUGAAUUAAUUCGAACAGACGCUGCCUUGCUCAACUCAUAUAAUCACUUACAAAAAGCUUUUACAGGAAUGCAUCCGUUGCUUUCAUAUAAAAAUCCGAAAAUAGUGUAUCUUAAUAUAUACAGCCUGUCAAUGAUAUGUUCACAAAAAGCUCAAACGAUACGAUUGACUGGGGCGUAUGGCAACAAAAACUGCUACUUGAAAUAUAAAGCCUGCCAGUAUAAUUUGAUGCAGAAUAUUUACCAUGAUGCAGCAUCUGGUUGGCUUUUGAUAGCCUCAUUUUUCUAUAAGCGAAAGCAAUACAAUAAAGCAAUGUAUAUCAUAUCGAACUGUGUGAUCUUCAAGCUAUAUCCAAAUUCAGAAAUGAUACACACAUUUAUUCAAUUGUGCGCUGUAAAAUCAUUCCAAAAGAGAUUAUUAACGCUUUUGAAAAUAGAGCGUUGUGAUUUCGUGCGGUUUAAAUCAAAGUCAACGCUUUUACCUCAGGAACUACAAUUGGAAAUAAAAGACAUAUCACAUCAUUUUCCAGCAACUAUGUACACUCAUUUUCUCCGUUUUCUUUGCCAUUAUCAUUUGACCAAUCGUCUAGAAUGUCGUGAUUCUCUAAGAGAUCUUCAAAGAACUAUAACGAAAUCAGACCGUAUAAUAACUCCGACGGCAAAAGCUGUAUCGUACAUUUGCCUUGGAAAAGCAUUUCAGCUUCAUGGAGAUAAAGAUUCAGCUACGAAUGCCUUUCAUCAGGCGUAUGAAUUUGAAUCGUUUGGUGUAAAGAAAAUUGCCCAAAAAAGACUCUCGCUGAUAAAGUGAUAUUAACAUUAAUCUGAUAAAGAACAUUAUCGUGGUAUGUUAAGAAUUGUACUUCGUGUCAACACACGAUUGAAAGUUCAAUAUCUGAUUACAGAAAAGCACAUAUUGUUGUAACGUUUUUGACACUUGUUCAAAUUUAAGGACUGGAAAAAUCUUAAUUGUCCACAAAUAUUUCCACGUUAAUAAGACAAUUAUCAAAUGCAGACAAUUUAGGGCUUCGCAUAUUGCAUGGACUAUUGUCUAUUGUUGAAGACUGUGUUGUGUUGUUCCAAGAUUAAGAUCUACAAAUUAAUCUAAUGACCGAAAUUGACUCUUUAUUUAAGGUAUUGAUUUUAAAUGAUGAUUUAAACAAAUUUUUAGUGUUUUUGCUUAUUAUGUAGAAAACUGUUAUAGAUAGAUAGACAGACACUUAACGUAGCAAAAAUGAUCAGCAUGACAAGAUCUACAAAUAUGUCAGCAUGGCUGAAAUCGUCAGUCGACUCCUUGUUGGAGUGCUUGCUCUUUAAUGACGAUUUUUACCAUUUUUCGGCGUUUUUGCCUGUUAUCUUGAAAACUGUAAAAGAUAGAUACACACAUUUUAAAUAACAAAAAUGAUCAGCAAGACAAGAUCUACAAGUAAGUCAAUUUUUUCCUCAAUCGUUAGUAGACUCUAUAGGAGUGAUUGCCUUUAACUGAAUAUUUUUUACCCUUUUUUGUGUGUUUUGGGCAAAUACUUAAGAAGAUAGAGAGAAAAUAUAAAUAGAAAAAUGAUCAGCAAUACAAGAUCAACAAAAAAGAGAUUUUUGUCAUGAAUUCUAUUCUAGUCUAAAAUGUUGGAGAGUUUUCAUUGUUGAGGAUGCACAUAGACCUAGAUGAUGAGCGACCCAGGCUCUUUAGAGCCUUCAGUUGACAGGAUUUAUGGGAAGUUGACCAUAUUAUUAGGAUUGUGAUAAUAACAUCUCGUGCAAGGAACUCCCGUUUUACAGAACGCUCUCAAAUCAUUUAGUUGCUAGAAUUCUCAGUUUUGAAUUCUAGUUAAACUGUUUUCAGACAUGAGCAUCCUGUAACAUAUAUAUUCUUAAAAUCAUCAUAUUUUUCGAAUUAACAAAACAGAUGACAUUCCUGUUUUAUGAUGACGUAGUUUUGGGCAGAUAACUCCAGACCGACAAAAUUUUACGACUCACAGGGUAAGUUCCGGAUAGUUACUUGUGACACCAAACUUCGUAGAGUGAUCGUUUCCGUUCCGGAACUAUUUUCCUUUACUCCAUCAAUUGGUGCUAGAAUUUUGCUUCAGGGCAGGACAAAAUAUAAAAUGUAACUGGGACUUAUAUACAUGAAUAUUUAGAUAUUGGUUCCAGCUCUUUUUUAUUAUCCAGAAUUGGUAUCAUGUUCAAAAUAGAAACUAUAAAGGGCCCAUUAAGAGUAUAUAAAUGAGGUUCUUAAUGGGGUUAACAGAAUAAAGAAUAAUGGACCAAAAACAUAAAGUUAUAGGGGAACAUUUUUAUUAUUAUAUGACUAUAAAUUUACUGGAUAAUAAUGGGUAAAAAUAAAAUGAAGAACAAAAAAUGUUCUUGAAAAAAAUAGGAAUACAGAAAUGAAAAUGCUCCCAUCCAGACCAUUGUAAAUUAAUACAUAGAAUAAAAGCAAAAUCCAUAACAA
Molecule: messenger RNA, 3641 nt
Organism: Mytilus californianus (California mussel)
Lineage: Eukaryota; Metazoa; Mollusca; Bivalvia; Mytilida; Mytilidae
Exons: 2
Coding region: 66-2003 (645 amino acids)
Source: RefSeq, a predicted model, not a curated record